CUUUCUCUCGCCGAUUAAACCCUGAAACGAAACCUACCCUUUAUACAUUGCAGAACGACAGCGUUUCAACACAACUCAGAGGAAACCUUCCAUUCCCUUGUUCACAGCCGCGCCCAUAGAACCAACUCCAUCUUCUUCUUCAUCAUCAUCUUCAUCUUCUUAAUUCUUGGGUUCAAAGAUGCAGCACGACGAGGUUAUAUGGCAAGUUAUCAGACACAACCAUUGUAGUUUCAUGGCCAAAAUUGCGACGGGGAAUUUUUGUAGAAACCCUUAUAACGUCACUGGAGUUUGUAAUCGAAGCUCGUGUCCUUUAGCUAAUAGUCGCUAUGCCACCAUUCGUGAUGAUAAUGGAGUGUUUUACCUGUACAUGAAAACUAUAGAAAGAGCUCAUAUGCCAAAAGAUCUGUGGGAAAGAGUUAAGCUGCCUAGGAAUUACGAGAAGGCACUUGAAGUCAUAGAUAAACAUAUGAUGUAUUGGCCCAAGCUUCUUAUACACAAGAUAAAGCAACGCUUGACCAAAAUGACCCAGAUGCGGAUACGUAUGAGGAAACUUGCUUUGAAGACAAGGGAGAAAAUAAUGACAACUCCGAGGAAAGAGAAAAAGAGAGAGGCUCGAAGAGAAGCAAAGGCUGAAAAAGCAGCUUUGUUAGAAAAGUCUAUUGAAAAAGAGCUAUUAGAACGCCUUCAAAAAGGAGUUUAUCAACAAAGUGACAUAUACAAUUAUCCUCUUGAAGAGUACAAUAAAGUUCUUGAUAUGGAGAAACUUCAACCUGCUGAUGUAGAGGAUGAAGAGGAACCAGAGAUAGAAUACGUAGAAGGUUACGAUGAACUUGAAGAGGAAGAUGACAUAGAGGAUUUUGGUGGUUUUGCAACUCAUAAAUCAUUGGGUGAUUAUGACGAUGAUGAAAAUGAUGGAAGCACUGAUGAUGAAGAGGCAGAAGCUGAUGAUCAGAGUAGAGUGAAGAGGAAAAUGACUUUAGCUUCGAAGAAACAUGUGAAGAGUGCCCUUGAUUCUAAAUCAAAGAAGCCAAAGGUCCUUGUUGAGGUGGAGAGGGAGGAUGCUGAUGAAAGACAAAGGGUGAUACAGUAGUUUCAUUUUCUGUUGGUUACAGGUAGAAAAGAGGAAAGCGGCUAUAGGAGAAACUGAUUUUUGAUUGUUGAGUCUUCUAAUUAUUUCGUACCGCAAAAGGAAAAAGAUUUAACAUUUCUUGUUAUUAUUCUGCAUUUAUUAUUUACAGUUUUAAAGAAGGGCAGUGUUGGCAAAUGUGAUAAGAUGUGGUAGGGUGGUUUGAUAGAGCUUGAGAAUCUUUAUCAUACAUUGAUUGAACUGUGACUUAUCAAAUUUUUUAUAAUGUGUCAUACUGUUCUGCUACGUUUUGAAGUUCCUUGUAAGUUUUUUUUGAAGUUUAGCACAUUAUAAUAUUUUGUUUUUUU
Abrus precatorius (Indian licorice) is the source of this 1434-nucleotide messenger RNA. Its product is annotated as protein MAK16 homolog B. Gene Ontology annotation, biological process: maturation of 5.8S rRNA; maturation of LSU-rRNA. Bases 179 to 1090 code for a protein of 303 amino acids. Gene Ontology annotation, cellular component: nucleolus; preribosome, large subunit precursor. The record is from RefSeq and is a predicted model, not a curated record. The transcript is spliced from 9 exons. Lineage: Eukaryota; Viridiplantae; Streptophyta; Magnoliopsida; Fabales; Fabaceae.